Molecule: messenger RNA, 1433 nt
Organism: Thamnophis elegans (Western terrestrial garter snake)
Lineage: Eukaryota; Metazoa; Chordata; Lepidosauria; Squamata; Natricidae
Gene: RSPH1
Product: radial spoke head component 1
Exons: 10
Coding region: 9-1433 (474 amino acids)
Biological process (GO): spermatid development; axoneme assembly
Cellular component (GO): motile cilium; nucleus
Source: RefSeq, a predicted model, not a curated record
GCUGCAGCAUGUCGGAUCUUGGCUCAGAAGAGAUCGAAGAGGAGGCAGAGAAUGAUUUAGGGGAAUAUGAAGGUGGACGCAAUGAGGCUGGUGAACGGCAUGGACAUGGGAAAGCCAGAUUACCUAAUGGAGAUACCUAUGAGGGAGAAUAUGCAAAUGGUAAAAGAAAUGGAAAGGGGCUAUACAGAUUUAAAAAUGGUGCAAGGUACAUUGGAGAAUACCUUGAAAAUAAAAAACAUGGCAAUGGAACAUUUAUUUAUCCAGAUGGAUCUAAAUAUGAAGGAGACUGGGUGGAGGACCAAAGACAUGGAAAUGGAGUUUACUCUUAUAUAAAUGGAGACACAUACACUGGAGAAUGGUUCAAUAAUUACAGACAUGGGCAAGGUACUUAUUUAUAUGCAUUAACUGGUUCUAAAUAUGUUGGCACUUGGGCAAAUGGACAACAAGAAGGAGCUGCUGAACUUGUUCAUCUAAACCACAGGUUCCAGGGAAAGUUUGUGAAUAAAAAUCCACUAGGUAUUGGGAAGUAUAUAUUUGAUAUUGGAUGUGAGCAACAUGGUGAAUAUUGUCAGGAGGAGAAAACAGAAGAAGAGGAGGAGGAGGAAGUUUUGAUACCAGUGGCUCCAAAAUGGAAAGCAACAAAAAUUACCAACCUAACACUAUGGGUACCUGAAGAGCCACCUCCUCCAGAAGUAACUCCAGCAGCUGCAGAAGGCCCAUCAACUGAGGAAUCUGGAGUUCCUGCAGCUGGCGAGGAAAGUGCUGUUGAAGCACACUCAGAAAGUCCUGAGGCUGUUGCAGAAGCAGGAGAGGCCUCCUCACCAAAAGAUAUGGAGGAAGAAGAGGAGGCAGUUAAAGAUGACCAAGCAGAUCAGGAGGAACACACUGCAACUGUUCUGUGCUAUAUCAAACACUGCACACACACUAUCACUGUGGAUAAAUGUAUUAGGAUCUAUCCCAAUCAGAAGCCCUGGAAGGAAGUCCAGCGCCUCUUGCGUGACAGGACCAAGGCCUUUAGGUCCUGUGAUGGGACAAGAUACAGUGUUGCCAGAGCUAGUCUGAAGAAAGGUAUUCGGAAGGCCAAGACUGAUUAUAAGAGGAAGAUUGAAGAUAAUUUUUAUAAUAAUAACAUGAGGCAAGUGUGGCGAGGGAUUCAACAAAUUACCAACCAUCAACUAACCAAUGUCAUUACUUCUGAGGGAGAUGCUUCAUUGGCAGAAGAACUGAAUCAUUUGUUAGCUCGCUUUGAAGUGGAGACGUCAGAGACAGCUAUAAUACAGCCACCAGUCCACUGUAGCCCACACUUCAUUGUGGAGGAAGAGAAGUCAUUAAUUAUGGAAGGCCAAAGAUACAACAUGUUCCCAUCUUUCUUCUUGUUGAAAAACUGUACACAAGACAAUGCUAAUGGCUUAGAAUGUCUGAAAACUAUUUAG